UCCUGCCAUGUGGCUUCGACGAUGCUUUGAAGGGGAAGGGAGGAGCUCGAUGGAAACGCGGAAUUUCUCGACGAUUACAUCAUCGGUCGAGCACCCCCCUCCCGAUCCUAUCCUACAACAAUCACCACCACCACGACGGCAAAACAUCAACGACGCCUAUCAGCAAAGUCACCAAAGCCAACCCUCACCACCACCCAAAAAAUGCCGAAACAAGCCUCCUCAAUAACCACCCUCCUCUCCUCCCUCUCCGCCCUAGCCGAAGCCAACCCCUCCCGGCCCGCCCGCGCUCCCCUCCGCAUCCACUUCCCCGGCUCUCCCUCUCCCACCACCGUCUCCACCCCGGGAACCCCCCUCUCAAAGGACGCCGCCGCCCUCCCGCCCUCUUACUCCAUCUCCGCCACCGCUCUCUCCAACAUCACGCUUCCCAACUGCGACCUCAGUCCCGUCUCCAGUCACCACGAUUCCUCCUCUGGCUCCUCUUCUGCGGGUGGUCAUUCUAGGAGAGGAUCAGAAGCCAGCAACGCGGCCGGCCAAAUCCCUCAUUACCUCGUCAUCUGUCUCGAUCUUGAUCCUCCUUUUCCCAGUUUCCCCGUGCUAGCACCGAUUUUGCAUUGCUUGGAAGCGGACUUGAGGCUGGAGACGGAGGAGUUGGAUGCUGAUGAGGGGUAUGUGUAUUUGACUGCUGAUGAGGUGGCGGGGGGGAGUGAGGGGAUUAGGCACUCCAGGCAGGAGAGGAGGACGAAGCCGGUGGUGGGUUAUAUGGGGCCGAAACCGCCGGGGGUGAGUAGUCCACAUCGGUAUGUGUUUUUGUGUUGGGAGCAGCCGGGGGGUGUGGAUGGGCAGAAGGUGAGGGAGGUUUUGGGGUUGGAUGGUGGUGGGGAGGGAGAGGAGGAGGGGGAGGAUGUGGGAAUGACGAAGAGGGUGAGAUUUGAUCAGGAGGGCUUUGAGAAAAAUUUGGGAUUGGGGGAGGUGGUGGCGGGGAAUUAUUUUGUUUGUUGAUGAUGUACGAUGGGUGGUGGUGUUGUUGGAUGAGGAUAAUGGGAGCUGGAGGGUGAUGGGGGGUGGGAGUGGAUGGGAAAGUCUGCUGAAGGUGGGUACCAACUUAUCCUUUUACUCUGGGAAUUGCUGAUCGUGGCUCAGGCUGGAAAGCAGCAAGAUUUGGUUAC
Molecule: messenger RNA, 1166 nt
Organism: Neurospora tetraspora
Lineage: Eukaryota; Fungi; Ascomycota; Sordariomycetes; Sordariales; Sordariaceae
Product: phosphatidylethanolamine-binding protein
Exons: 2
Coding region: 202-999 (265 amino acids)
Source: RefSeq, a predicted model, not a curated record